AUGCAAAUAUACGGUCUUGUUUAUGAAGAAAUAAAAGCUGUUCCUUUACAAAAUGUCAAGGUUGAAUUUUCAAAAGUUGUUGACAUGAUUGCGGAGGUUAUUAUUCAGCAGAUCUAUAAAAAUGUCGAAAAUAAUUUAAUCGAAGCCGUAUACAAGUUUCCUAUUUAUAAGGCCGCAGCAAUUUGUGGUUUCGAAGCUGAUAUUAUUGAUGGGCACAGAACAAUCAAGGGAAUAGUGAAGAAGUCUAAAGAUGCUUUAUUUGACGAAUUUAUUCCAUACAAGUGCAAGACUGUGGUGAUCAAAAUCACAUAUGUCACUGAACUCAAACACGAUGCUGAAUCUGGACAAAUACGAUUCGUCUUACCUACCACUAUUGCCCCGAGAUAUGGUUUUCCACAUGGUGACGAUACAUCUAUCCAGGAAUCAAUAUCUUAUUCAAGUUUAACCAGCUAUCAUCUUGACCUCAACGUAACAUGCAGGAUGGCUUCAUCCAUUCAGAAGGUUUUUGUUUUAAUGUUUGUAUCGUUUGGUUCUCACCAUGAUUCAUUGUUCCCACAAAGCCAACUCUAUUCCGAGGACACCCUUACUCAGGCUCUCGAUCAUGCAAAAUCAAUGGACGCCAAUUAUGGAGGCACGGAAAUAUACGGUCCACUAAAUGACGUUUGGGAUGUCAGGACACGGGUGGAACUUAUUCGUUCCAAUGUUAAACAUAAUAAGGAUAACGUUAGAUUGUUUUCAAUUGGAAUUGGCAAUUAUGUAUCUUAUAAUCUUGUCAAAUCUGUUGCACGCGCUGGAAAAGGCUACGCUCAGUAUGUAACCAUCAAUGAGCGCAUGGAUAAGAAAAUUAUAGGUAUGCUAAAGAAUGCCAUCAAGCCUCCAGUUAAGGAUUACAAGAUUAUCUGGGCGGGGAAUGAAUCCAAAUACGAGGAUCUUGAUAAGGAGGAGGCUGAGAUAAAACCAACAAUCAGCAUCUUUGACAAGAAUCCUAGUCCUUCUCCACAGGAUCCCGUGAUUACAGAUGCCAAAACUAAACAAGCACCAUUUGUUAUUCCACCGAUUUAUUCUGGCGUUAGAUUUUAUCAUUUAUUGCAUGUUAGCAAAGGCCGGUCAAAAAUUCAUACACUUGCCGCCAGAAAACUUAUUCAAGAUCUCGAUGACGGUACCUCUUUUAUUCACAUGCAUCCAAAGAAUAAAGGAAAGCCAAUCCCAGUUUCAGUUAUAGAAGAACAAUGGUAUAAGUCAGUUGGAAAGCUGUUUCAUUCUGAGAAGAGAGAGAAUACCUAUACACCAAUCAUCUCCAAUAUGCAAGAGAAAGUCACGGCGACUAUGCCAUUAAGUCUUUGCAUGGAAUCAGAUAUCUCUCUCAUGGAAGUAACAAGACGUAGCGGGAGAUCGACAAGUGGUCGCAUGAAUUCAAAGAAAAUGACUUUCUCCAAUCAUUCUGCAGUCCUCUAUUCAUGCUUCAAUAAGAAGGAAGCUAAAGAUUUUAAAGAGAUUGACAUUGAUAACGAAAAAAUUCUGUGCACAGCAUUAGCAAUAGAAUAUUUGGAGGUAGUGAUAUUCAGGCAAUUUAAGGAUGAGUGUGAGAUGUGUUGGGAAAAGGCUAAUAAAGCACUAAAGAAAUUAGUUGAGGAAAAGGAGUUCAACGAUGUUUUGAAAAAAGCCAGAGAUUGGAUUUUAAAGUGG
Molecule: messenger RNA, 1686 nt
Organism: Acaulospora morrowiae
Lineage: Eukaryota; Fungi; Glomeromycota; Glomeromycetes; Diversisporales; Acaulosporaceae
Source: the annotation of a GenBank genome assembly